Molecule: messenger RNA, 726 nt
Organism: Penicillium alfredii
Lineage: Eukaryota; Fungi; Ascomycota; Eurotiomycetes; Eurotiales; Aspergillaceae
Product: gluconokinase
Exons: 2
Coding region: 1-726 (241 amino acids)
Cellular component (GO): cytoplasm
Molecular function (GO): gluconokinase activity
Source: RefSeq, a predicted model, not a curated record
AUGCUCUCCGCCGGGGAACGACCUCAGCCUCCGGUCACGCCCGCGAUUGUAAAUCCGUCUGCGGUGCCCGUCAACAAAGCGCGCAUGAUGCCCAACCUCGCCCCCAACGCCGGGUCGUCCUCGACGCCAUCGACCAUGCUGUCCGAAAAGCGCAGCAAGCCCAUGCACGUCCAGCACAUCUGGGUCGUCACAGGGCCGGCCGGGUGUGGGAAAAGCACCGUUGGACAUGGCCUGCAGCGGGAGCUGGGGGUACCAUUCCUCGAGGGUGACGAUUACCACUCAGCCUCCAACAAAGAAAAAAUGGGCAACGGCAUCCCACUCACCGACGAAGACCGCUGGGACUGGCUCAUCUCGCUGCGCAAAGCCGCCACCGACAUCCUCGUCCCCUCCGAUGCCAACAACUUCCGCCCACCCGCCGGCGUUGUCGUCGCCUGCUCCGCGCUGAAACAGAAAUACCGCGAUGUCGUGCGCAUCGCCGCCUAUGGCUCGCCCUCGGUCCAGAUCCACUUCGUCUAUCUUAAGCUCGACGAGUCCGUGCUCAUGCAGCGCGUUCGCCAGCGCGAGUCCCACUACAUGAAGAGCGACAUGGUCCGGUCUCAAUUGCAGGCGCUAGAGGAGCCGCGGGACGAGUGGGAUACUAUUACCAUCAAUGUCGAGGACUCGCCGGAGGAGGUGCAGCAGCAUGUUUUGGAUGCUGUUACGGCGAAACUGUCCGAGUAUCUUUGA